ACCUCCCCAACCGCCCUGAGGCUGCAGCAAGGAGGCGGAGCUGUGUACCGUAGGUCCCAAGGGCGGGCGGAGGCGCGGAGCUGCCUCGGGAGGCUUCGGGGACCAGCAGCCCGAGGGCGGCGCGGCGCGGCGCGGCGGGCGGGGGCCGGGAAGUGUGGCUCAGCGCUCAGGCCUACGCUCCGGCGGGUGAGCGGGGCGGCGGGGCCCAUGGCGGCGUCAGCGGCCCUGUCUGCGGCGGCGGCGGCGGCAGCCCUGUCAGGCCUGGCGGUGCGGUUGUCGCGUUCCGCCGCGGUGCGCGGCUCGUACGGCGCCUUCUGCAAAGGGCUCACGCGCACGCUGCUCACCUUCUUCGACCUGGCCUGGCGGCUGCGCAUGAACUUCCCCUACUUCUACAUGGUGGCCUCGGUGAUGUUCAAUGUCCGCCUGCAGGUGCGGAUCGAGUGAGGGAGCGUACGAGCGAGUGGCAAAACCCCAGCCCCUCCGCCGCCGCCCCUGCCGCCCCCGUACGCGCCCUCCGCCCUAGGCCGCGCGGGAAGGUCGGUGGGCCGCGCCGGGUCGCCUGGCUGCGGCGGGGAGGCCCGGGCACCUCCACCCUAGGGCUCUGCGGAGAGCGAAUGGUGCCGGGCAGCCAGCAGACCAGACCGAGAACCCCUCCCGCGCCGAGAUCUUUCCUGCAGCAUCCAUAGAAUCGCUGGCGUCUGGCAGACCUGUUGCCUCCAGUUGGCCGAAAGGGGGAGAACCGGAGGAGGGAUGCGACUACCCGACUUGAUUGGCCGGGCCCCUGGGCUGAAAGGUAGCUGGUGAUCGCGGGCCUCUGGCCAUGGCAUCUUAAUGCCCAGGCGCCUUGUUUGUUUCUGGAAAUAGGGAAGACACCCGGGCACACCUGCUGUCUAACCCAGUUGGGGAACCAAAAGCCUUGCUCUUCCAUCCUGGUGUCCACCUAGGCUCCCUGCAGCCCCUGUGGUGGGUAUUCCCAAGGCCACAGUAGCCUGUCCACCAGCCAUGAGCAGCCUGGCAACCCACGGUGUACCACAGACCUACCAAGGUAUUGGUCCUUGUAGGUGAUGGCUCACCCAUGCUCUGGGCUUCUCAAGUCGGAUCCCUACCUUGAGGUGCUGUUGUUCCUUUAGCAGUCUUGGGAGCAGCUGGGUGAAAGGCCAGUCUAGAAGAGGAAGGGCUUAUCUGAUAGAGGACCAGAGGGGUGGGGUGGCCCAGGGCUCCUGACCCUGUCAUGGGAAAGAUAUCAGUGUUCCCUGGGCACUGAUAUCUCCUUGCAACACUGUGAGGGAGAUGUGUUCUCCCACCUAAAGAACACUGUGGACCUCUGAGAAUGGCCAGGGAUUUGUCCUUGUCACCCAGAGAGGAGGUGUGGAGCUCAGCCUGCCCUUGCCAUGCACUCCCCCACCUCAGCAGUCUUCUCCAAGGCCUGGCAGGACAGUGGGAUGGGGAGGGAGCACAGAGCUGCCAAGGGACCUAGGGAGAGAGAAGUCGAGGGGUAGGGAAGCUGGGCAUCGGCCUUUCCUUGGAGUGGUAUGAAAGGUCCUGUGGAAGACAGGGGAGCAGCCGAGGCAGGGGACAGAGAAGUAAGUUUCAGAACUCCCUGAAAAGUCAGGUCCUCCCCCCCAGAGCUAAACCUUCUCACCUCACUGGACCAUGACCAAGGGCUUCUGAGUUAUAUGGUGACAACUUCUUGAGCUCAGUUUUGUGACAGUGGGAUGAUGGUGGCAUUGUGGUUUGUAAGGUCAGGAUGUCAUUAGCAGAUGGAAGAGUUGGGGACUGAGACCAUUGGUAUGACCACAUCUCUCUGUCCCCAGGCUUGGGGCCCCAGCCUUGGAACUGCAUAAGAAAAUCUCAUCGCUGUGAGCUGAGGACAGUCCAGGAGGCCCUGAGUGGGGUCCAUGAAUGACCAAGAAUGGCCCAAGGGACACUCAUCCCACAUCCCCAGUUCCCUCAGGUCCACUGCCACUGGUAGCUCAAGGCCCAUUGUAUCCUGUUCUUGGGAUAGAAACCUUCAGCAAUCUCGGCAUCCCCAGGGACAGCGUGGCCCAGCUGCCCAGUUGUAGUCAGGGACCCAGAUGAACAUCUCAGUCUCUGUCCCCCAGGGGCACAGGCUGGAAUUUGGCUGCCACAUGGCCUCUUGUUUGCCACGGCCCAGAACCGAUAGCUUCUUGCUUCUGCCACGUUUCCUGAGUUUAGUGUGUAUAUAUGUUUGAAUGCAUGUGUGUAUAUCUGCGUGUGAACAUGUCUGAUGGGAAUGGGGCUGUUGAGCAGGAGGAGGAACUCCUGAGGUGACCUGUCUUUCCUGUACAAGAAGGAUCUUGGCUUAUUAGAAGUGUAGAAGUGCUCAUGAAAUCUGAGGGCCUGACCUCUCAGACCUCUCAUUGCAGGGAAGCUCCUCCCUGAGCAUGCCCAGACAUGGGCUUUGGCUGUACUCUGGCAUUGGCACUGGCCUGGAUUCUGGGCUCAGUAGCCUCAGCCAGGAGAGAGGCAAGGACCAGGCCUUAGCCUUGUGCUCACAUCCUGCUCUGGCCUUGAGUAGUGUGAGCUUCUGCUUUCCCUGACCCCUAGCUACUUCCGCUCAUCCAUGGUGCCCUUCCUGCGUGAUGGGGUCGUGAUGCACUUUAUUUGCAGUCUGUAUUCCAGGCAGCAAAACUUCAACAGAUUCAGAGACUCAACCUGAAUGACCCUACAUUUCCAUGUGUGAUGAACUGCACCGCCAGCACUGCCUUGUCAACAUUGCGUUCUUCUUUCUGGUGUUGUCACAUGUUGUUGUCUGUCCAACUCAAAAGAGAAACCCUUGAAUUCACUACGCUGA
Molecule: messenger RNA, 2815 nt
Organism: Nannospalax galili (Upper Galilee mountains blind mole rat)
Lineage: Eukaryota; Metazoa; Chordata; Mammalia; Rodentia; Spalacidae
Product: small integral membrane protein 10-like protein 2A
Exons: 3
Coding region: 208-444 (78 amino acids)
Source: RefSeq, a predicted model, not a curated record